Messenger RNA from Mesocestoides corti, 1905 nucleotides. The record is from the annotation of a GenBank genome assembly. NCBI's taxonomy places the organism in Eukaryota, Metazoa, Platyhelminthes, Cestoda, Cyclophyllidea, Mesocestoididae.
AUGGUUACGGCGCGCUGUUCGUGCUCCUCCGGCACGUGCACCUGCUCCGGUUCUGACGUCACGGACUUGUCGGGAUUACUUGCUGAAGGUAUUUGCGGCGGCGGUGGUCCCUUCACUAAACUUAUUCUAGUUGACGUACCAAAUCUAACUCAUCUACCGCAUGGCUUUACCCCUCUACAAGGCAAUCCUUGUGUUGACUUACGCAGGCUUGAAGUCCUGGGGCUCCAUGGGACCGGCAUCCAAAACCUAUCUUCAAACCUUUUUAAGGGUCUUAGCAACCUUCGAAAACUAGACCUGUCAAAUAACUCACAGCUCAAGUCUUACCGCGAUGGCUCGUUUGAACCUCUUGGUAGUACCUUGAAUGACCUCGUUGCCUCCGGCAACAGGGUCCAUUCGCUAACGAGGGGAGUUUUUUCUGGCCUGCACAGACUUCAGCGAUUGAUCCUCAGCCACAAUAAGAUCGGCUACAUAGAAGACGGGGUUUUUUCCGCCGACUGUUGCAGUCAACUUGUGGAGCUCUCACUUGAGGGGAAUAUUCUCACCGACCUUGAGAACACGGCCUUCGUGGGCUUGAGCAGCCUCCGAAAGUUGGACCUACAAGGAAAUCCGCUGCAGCGUCUUUCACCGGGUCUCUUCAACCCAUUUUCUGGAUCGUUGACACACCUUUUCAUGAGCCACGAUGACACUGCAACAUUUGGCGGAUUUGAUUCAUUCCCAGACAUGCUGUUCUCGAGGAUGUCCCAUCUCGAAGAACUGUCGAUGGUUGAGCUGAAGAUUUGCAAUCUGACAGCUGAUUCCUUUGUCGGUUUAACCAAUCUUCGCAAACUAUCGCUUCACGGAAACCGCCUAACAAUGUUUCCAAAGAACUGUUUCACUUCCAUGCCUCAGCUAGUGGAACUUGACUUGUCUGCGAAUGGAUUGUUCUGCAUUCCAGAUAACUACUCUGAACACUAUCCUGCGUUGAGGUCACUGGAUCUGUCUAGAAACGGCUUAACUCAUCUCACCAGAGAGUCAUUCUCAAUGCUUGGUUCAUCCCUUCCAACAGCUGCGUUCCCAAAACUCAUUGUCAACAUUUCCUCAAACCCGAUUCAACGCAUUGAACCCGAUGCCUUCUGCAGCUUCAACGGUCCAGUUGAUCUCAUAGUGGCACCCCCGGGUUCCAAUCCUCCUGCCUGGGCCAGUAUGGAUGGAUGGCCGGAUAACCCGUUUGCUCUAGUUGGAAACGACAGCAUCAUCCAAGGCCUGUCGAACACAGAGCCCGUUCGUGGUAGGCCAGAUGCUGCCACUUUCUGUGGUCCUGAAGGCAAACUCUUCCAUGCCAAGAUCCUCGACUCGAGUCUCUACAGUCAAUCCAAGCACACUAAACGCGACAUUGAAACCUCGCUUAAUUCCGGAUGUCCAUGGCUUCUGCCCGGCCAACUCUCCCAGUGGCAGCUGUCGAAGCUGGGAGUACCUGGACUGGCUAGAGCCCCAGGCAGCGCGGGAGACAAAGGCUAUGCCCUUGAAGAGGGGUCCCGAAUCUACCUGCUCAUCAUAGUCGCCGUGUGCAUAACCUUCUUGUUAGCGGCACUCACUACUAUCAUGUGUUAUCGUGCCUGGUCACGACGCGCGACCCAGAAGAUGACUGGAGACGCCGAAGCGAAUAUCUUCCACGGCGCUUGUGGUCCCAGCAGCGCGGAACCUUUGGCGACGGCUGGCGACGUGUCGGAGAAGAACGAGCUGCUGGAGCGACCUCGCAAUGGACUCUCACCUACUUUGAGUCCACUGAACGAGGCGUCUGGUGAAUCCAACUCGACGACUGCGGUGAAUGGCAGUCAGGAGAGACGGACGUCUCGAAACGGACGUCACAACUCUGAGCCCAAGGUUGAGGAGCUCGAGACAAUGACGGCCUUUGGUGUGCUCUAG